AUGGCACCGUCGUCAACAGCACCAGUCCUCUCCUGGACCCCCAUCCUCUUUCCGCCAUGGAAUCCUGCGUUGUUACCUGCGGCACUUUAUCCUGCAGCGUUUCGAUCAUUACCGGGAUUCCUGGACAGCAUGAAAAUCCCGUCGUCCCAAUCGCAACGUUCAUUCAACAUAUGUGAUAUAUUAGAGUUAAAUAAUGAUAAGAACAGCAGUAAAGACAGUAAACGCGACACAAGUAGUGCGGAAAAUAACAGUAGCAAGGCAAAUGUUACCCUUACACCGACAAAAUCCUUAUCGGAUGACAACAACACGUCGGACGACAACACAUCAUCCGUCAAUGUGGACGACGAGCUGCCCACAAAUAAUAAUGAUAGCCGUAUUUCUCGCAACAACGAUGCAAAAUGUGACACUAACGCCGAAAAUGAUGAUGCAAAAAGCGACAAGUCAUUUGAGCAUCGGUCAGUUGUGCCGCCGACGCUGCCCGAACAAAAGCACAAAGAUGGCACCGAUACGGAGGACGAAGUUGCUGCGGUCAAUGGAAAUUCUACGACGACGAUGCCACCGCACCCCUAUCUCGGUAGAUAUCACGCUGCUGCCGCACACCAAGCUGCACUCUUUGCUGACUCACUGCAUUCGCAUUAUCCGAUGUUUGCGGCGACACGACCUCCAUGGAUGUACGAUCACGAAUCUAGAAAUGGAAUCCCGUUGCACCAACAAGCCAGUCCAGACAGCACGUCGCCCGUCACAUCCGACUACAACUCACAAAACGCCCGUUCUCCCAGUCUCGUUGAUUCCUCGGACAAGCACGAUAGCGCGAGCAUCACUUCCGACGAUAACGGACAUCAUGUCGACAUCGAAGACUCAGAUGCCGACAUCGAGGACACCGAAGACCUCUCGAUGACCGAAACGGAUCGCAAUUCCGGUGGUCCCGGCAAAAAACGUAAGCGUCGUGUACUUUUCUCCAAAGCCCAAACGUACGAACUCGAAAGACGUUUUCGGCAACAGCGUUACUUGUCGGCACCGGAACGCGAACAUCUCGCCUCGCUAAUUCGUUUGACGCCGACGCAGGUGAAAAUUUGGUUCCAAAAUCAUCGGUACAAGACAAAACGCGCCGCACACGAAAAGGGCGUCGUCGAUCACGGCGGAAAUCACGGCAGCAAUGGAUUGACUUCGCCACGUAGAGUGGCCGUUCCUGUACUCAUUCGCGAUGGAAAGCAGUGUCUUGCGGGCAGCAAACAUCCAUCCGAUAUCCUCAGCUCGAUGCCACCGAAUCAGUUUAGUUUGAACACGAAUUUCCAGCAUGCGCUCAUGAUGAAUCAUGCGAGGUGGUGGCCGUGAAAUCAAAAGAAAAGUUUUAGGUAGUUUUAGUUUUUUCUUUCUGCAUCAAAUCUAAGUGUUUAUAAAAUGUAAAUAAAAAUUUUUCUUGAAUUCUUAAAAAAAAAAGUUUAUGUAAA
Culicoides brevitarsis is the source of this 1451-nucleotide messenger RNA. It is a transcript of the gene vnd, whose product is annotated as homeobox protein vnd. Gene Ontology annotation, biological process: cell differentiation; regulation of transcription by RNA polymerase II. Gene Ontology annotation, cellular component: nucleus. NCBI's taxonomy places the organism in Eukaryota, Metazoa, Arthropoda, Insecta, Diptera, Ceratopogonidae. Gene Ontology annotation, molecular function: DNA-binding transcription factor activity, RNA polymerase II-specific; RNA polymerase II cis-regulatory region sequence-specific DNA binding. The coding region runs from base 1 to 1335 and encodes 444 amino acids. The record is from RefSeq and is a predicted model, not a curated record. The transcript has 3 exons.